Messenger RNA from Seminavis robusta, 1585 nucleotides. Lineage: Eukaryota; Bacillariophyta; Bacillariophyceae; Naviculales; Naviculaceae. The record is from the annotation of a GenBank genome assembly.
UUUCAAAGAUCGCAGACGGAGGCUUCAUUAAUUUUCCCCCCUUCAAAGGUGCCUCACCAUCACUCAUUCAACGACAACCACAAUGGGAUAUUGCCGUCGCACUGCAUCAUGGUUGGCGACAGCCAUGGUCGCCGCAGCCCUUGUCCUAUGCUCUGCAUUAGUACCGGUACAGGGGUUUCUGGUUGAACCGAAUUGUUCUCCUUGCAACAAGAAGCAGUCUUUGAUCGGAACAUCGAAACCACUUCCACUGACGUCUUUACACGCAUUAGCAUUAGUCAACGAUAACGAUAAUACCAUUGCUACCAUCACCACACCCGAUCAUUCUCAAACGAUUACUUUGAUUGGUACCGCUCAUUUGUCACAGAAGAGCAACGAGCAAGUACAACAAGUCAUUCAACAACUACAACCACAAUGUGUCAUGGUCGAGCUGGAUCCCGAUCGGCUGGUUCGAAUUGGGAUUGACAAUCCCGACACGGACAUUUCCAUUCCUCGUAUUGUCACGGCACAAGAUAUCGUGUUGCAAGAAAAUGACAACGAUAUCAACAGCAACAACCCCUUGACAGGAUGGAUUCAAAAUGCCAUUGCCGACGCCUUUUCCAAAGUGGCGCGUGGCCUCCUCACGGACAUGUACAAUGACAUGAGCGACUCCAUGUCGUCAACAGAAGACAAAGUCAUUCCGGGAGGAGAAUUCUUGGCCGCCAUUCGAGCGGCCGAACAAUGUCCGUCGUGUCAUACACUCGUCUUGGGCGAUCGAUCGUCCACCGUCACCAUCAAACGAGCGGCGCUCUUGGCGUUGCAAUCGGGCAAUCCACUCGCCGUCUUGUCCAAAUUGGAACAAGCCAAUGCGCAAGAAAUGAAACAACUCGAAGUGCAAGUUCGCGAACAACUACAGGCGGAUGAUAAUAAAGAUGAUGCUGCUGCUUUCCAAGUGGCCAUGAUGGAAGCCUUGAAAGCCGAUGACACGCUUCGGGAUCGAUUGUUUCAACGCCUCGAACGGGAUGUGCCCGAAUUUACACAGGCGUUUCUCAAAGAACGAGAUUGGAUCAUGGCCGAAUCUAUUCGAAGAGAACUGACAGCAUCAUCCACAACAACAACAACAACAGCCAUUGUGGGAGUCGUAGGAUUGGCACAUGUGCCGGGGAUGGUACAGGUGUUGCAAGACAUCAUGACGGAUGCCAGCCUUGUGGGGGAGACUGUUACCACCACCACUACAGACGAACCAGCCACACAACAAUAGUCUAAUAGCUGCUUCUGAACGGAACCAGCCAGCACAUUGACUCAGACUACGGUACGAUACGGUUGGAUGCUACCGGUAUGUUUGGCCAGUCUCCUGGCGAACCAGACCAGCCAUGGCAUCUGUUACAGCUCCCCGAAUAGGAUCCUGCUCCGCUAAUUUGGAGGACAUUACGUAGUUCUAGUACGGUAGUGAGUCUAAGCCAAGUCUGACUCCGGCUUUCGCAGCAAAUAAUCCAAUACUCUAGCUAGCCCACCACAACCAUUUCUAUGGCUCUGCUGGACACAGUAAAGAGCAAUCUAUCUGCCCUUGCAGAGUUUAGUUUGGAUUGUGAUAGGAAUCCAUGUCCCA